Messenger RNA from Amoebophrya sp. A25, 3051 nucleotides. The record is from the annotation of a GenBank genome assembly. Lineage: Eukaryota; Dinophyceae; Syndiniales; Amoebophryaceae.
AUCAUGCUUCUUGAAAUGACGAGCUGACCUCAGAGAUGACCAUAUAAGCAUCAGGAUGGAGGUGAAUUUAGAUACGAUAGGCGGGAAGGCAUACGCCUCCCGCAAUCAUAAUGACAUACGACAUAUCUGGCAGGCUCAAAAUACAGAAAGAAACCAAAUAGAUUUUCUACUCACGUUGCGACAGGUACAAGGCUCUGCUACUGUUGGUGUGUGACAAGAAUUUUGUUUCCGAUGGAUAGCGUACAACUAGGUAGCUGUCAUGAUCAAAAACACUGAUUAAUUUUAAGUACUAUUUCUUUGCUUCACGAUCUCGAUCGCGCUUCACGAUCACAUCAGAAAUCUCCGAAUCAAUUGAACAAAAUAACUGAAACGCUACGUGAACACUAUAUAUAGGAUACUUCUCAUCACUCCACCACGACACUCACACAGACCCCCGCGAAAUUACCAAAGACUCGUGCUGGUCCUUCGGAUUUUAGUGCGCAUUCCCCAAGACAGAAGCCGUUUACAACCACAGAACCGGAGCAGGGGAAGUACCUGACAAGAUGGCGGAGUCGGAGCGAGGAGGUCAGGUCAAGCGAAGAGACCUUUGCCAAUGGGAGGUAUGGGAACUUUGCGGACACGAAGCCAAUGUUGGACAAUGGUAUGCUUGCUGUUUGAACGAUGAGGAUGAUGGCUGUGUGAAUGUUCGAGCCCAACUACAAGUUGUUGCAGGUUUAGACAUUGACUUUGACUCUCUAGCGACGAGUUAUAAUCUAUGCUCCUAAGUAUGUUGCUACCUGGAUUUUAUUCCUCUGUGCACGACCACUCGCACACUACUACUUAAUGUUUCCCUCCACCUUCAGCAACCAACAUGCGAGUAUCGGGCGGGGGAUUUUCAGAAGUAAAUUGGCAGUUGAAUUUGCGUGGCGGAUCAUCAGGGAAGCCGGAUCUUAAGUGGAAGAGGUAUAUUUGACUUGCAUUUCUUCUUGGGACAUCGCCUGUGCCCCAUUACGGCAAAAUGACACUAGGACAUUACGACCAAUGAAUUCUCGAACGCCUUAAAAUAAACCCCCGUCAAUUUGAGUCGAAUCCACCAGAUACUUCUCGAAGCCUCAUCAAUCCUUUGAUAUGGCGCCAACAAAUUUCGAGAAUUAUGGUGGAUGGAUAUCGCCUUCCCACAAAAAGCACGAGCGAAACAAUAACGCAUUGCCAAUAUCAACCAUUCGGGAUAUGCCUCUGGUACUUUUACUUGCCUCUGAAUGUUUCUUUGCUGUUGUUCUUCUACCACCACUUCUGUCGAACACCACCACAAAAACCCUCUCCCUGACCACCACCACCACCGCCGCCACAAACCAACAGGAUCUGAAACGGUGGCCGGGUUGUGAGGGCACAGCCACGAACAACUGGGAGCAUUUGACGACAGACAGGAAGCAUGGUCAUAAGAGCAGGAACAACAUGAAGUGGGAAACAACCUUGCGAGCGUGGGAUGAUAGUGGCAAGAAAGAAGAUCUAGGCAGUAAACUCCAGGAUUCGCGAUCCGAGGGGUGUCUUACGGAAAUGCUGGGAAAGAAGAAUUGGCAUUAUGGAAGAGGGAAAGAUGUCGGUAAGACGAGCUAUUUUUGAAUCAAGAUUACGAUUAGUUGUUGUUGUUGUUGUUGUUGUUGUAGUUUUUUCUAGUUAGGAGGUCUGCUCCACCAACAUUAGUAGUAGUUGUUGUAGUUUUUUUUUUCUUGCAUCCAAGAUUGAUAGAUUUUCUUUGUCUUUUCCAGGUGGAUCAUCAUCAUGAAGCACAGACAUAGAUCUGAUAUAGUUAAACCACGACCCAAAAGGGAAAUCGAACAUUAAGCUCAACAAGAACUCAAAUAACCACCUCGCUCCACCACAACACAUAGGAAACGACCUUGCUCUUCCAUAUGCUGCUGGCGGUGAUGUCAAGCUGCAUCAUAUUCGACCGGUGCUUGGUGAACCGCAUGACGACUCCUUGCGAUUGCGACGUAGCAAGCACCCUCGAUUACCAGCGCCACAGUAGGUGGCGGCCUGCCGUUCGCAGGGAAGAUGCACAACUGUCGCCACGACAGUCGCUACGAAAACGUCUGAGGAGUGGAAAUAUCGUAGUGACAACUACGGCUACCAAAGUGAUCACAUUCAAUAAUUUAAUUCACUAUUUACAAAGGUUUUCAACGCUAUCGCUAUUGAAAUUUGUGUACUAGAAUCUAUCAAGAAUCAACUAAAGAAAUGGUUUAUCUAUCUGUCCAGUCUAUGGCUAUCACAGAAGUAUAUGACAGUCGACAAAAAAAGCACGGCUGUAUAUCUAGUUGGUCAGGACUGUGUAAAAUCAGCAGUACGUACACAUGAUAUGCAUAAUGUCCAUAUUCUUGUCCUUGUGCUGCUACAAUUACAAAAUUAACAUUCAUCGACACUAUUAAACAUCAUCGAACUUCAUCAUCGACAUAGAAAGAUCGACGGACGCUAGAAAAUAACUUUAUAUACCAUUUUUACAGUAGGAGAAAGUAGAGCAUGCCGAUGCCAUUGAGGAGUAAGAAAGAACUCCGCACUAUCAGCAAACACACUGCUGUGGCGAGCAUAGAAAGUGUACAAAAGAAAGCAUUAACAUGACUUUCUAGAUCUGAAUAUGGUCAAAGAUAGCGAUAAGGAACAAACUCAGAUGCAAAGUCUGUAGAAGAGUUUGGCAUUUAUCUUGUAUACGAAAUCGACGUUUCUUGUACAAGUACAUGUUGUACUAGAUUUUUUUGAGGGCUCAUACCUAUACAACUGUCGCAGGAAGAACACAUCAACACGCUCACGCAACAGCAUGAUGAUAUAGUGGCCUCAAGGCUAAGCAUGUUGUCUUUUUUCUUUUUCAUGGGUCGAUCCAUCCAUCGUUCAUGUACUACAUCAGGAAGAACAUCCGACAAUGAUUACAGUGCAGUCAGCUGCUGCAUGGACACGACAAAGAAAUGAGAACGGAAGAACGACGACUCAGUAAACGUCAAGCAUAUUCCUUGCAGCUGGCUCGAUGAUAUUCUUACCAUCGUGUUGUUGGCCAAGGCCAAGAGUCUUGCCGACCAAGAC